Symbiodinium pilosum is the source of this 1272-nucleotide messenger RNA. NCBI's taxonomy places the organism in Eukaryota, Dinophyceae, Suessiales, Symbiodiniaceae. The record is from the annotation of a GenBank genome assembly.
AUGGUGGCGGCCGGGAGCAACGUGCUGCGACUUCAGGGGCUUCCAUUUUCAGCUUCUAGGAAGGAUCUGGAGCAGUUCUUUGCAGGUUAUGGAUUGACUGGAAAGGUGCAUCUACAGGCUGAUGCCUUCGGUCAAGCUACGGGCAUUGGAUUCGUUGAGUUUCUAUCUGAGGGAGAGGCGAUGCGAGCAAGAGCUGACAAGCAUAUGCAGCAUAUGGGCAACCGCUACAUAGAGCUGAUGGAAGCCAGACCCCAAGACAUCGACAUGUACUUUGCCGGCAGCAGACCUCCAACAGGCAAUGUUGUGCGAUGCCAGGGACUUCCAUUCUCUGCUUCAAAGAAAGAGUUCGAGGAGUUCUUUGCGGGCUUUGGGUUGACUGGCAGGUUUCACAUUCAGAAAGAUCCAUUCGGCUAUCCCACCGGCGUCGGACUUGUAGAAUUUACGUCCCAAGAAGAGGCGCAAAGGGCCAAAGCCGAGAAACACAUGCAGAAUAUGGGCAGCCGUUACAUCGAGCUGCUAGACGCACGCGAACAGGACGUUGAGCACUUUAGCGGUGGCAAGCCUUCCGCGGCCAGCCUGCUACGACUGCAAGGACUUCCAUUCUCUGCUUCGAAAAAGGAAAUUGAGGGAUUCUUUGCGGGCUAUUCGUUGACUGGCAAAGUGCAUAUAGAGAAGGAUGCCUUCGGGUAUCCCACGGGCAUCGGCCUCGUGGAAUUUACAUCCCAGGAAGAGGCCCAAAGAGCCAGAGCCGACAAACACAUGCAGAACAUGGGCAACCGUUACAUCGAGCUGUUGGACGCCCGGCCCCAAGACGUGGACAUGUUUGGCGGCGGCGGUGGCGGUCAAAAGGGCACGGACAGCAUGAUGGAGAUGAUGGCAUUGUUCAAGGCUUUCCAAAGCAAGGGUGGCGGCAAGGGAAAGGGCGGCGACUGGGGCUCAGGGGGCUGGGACAAGUCCAGGGCUCCGAGUGGCAAGGUGCUUCGAGUUCAGGGGAUCCCAUGGUCCACUUCCAGACAGGACUUGGAGCACUUUUUUGCCGGCUACGCGUUGUCUGGAAGACUUCACCUACAGGUUGAUGCUUCGGGGAGUCCAGCGGGCAUCGCUUUUGUGGAGUUCAGGUCAGAGUACGAGGCCAAGAGAGCCUUCAAUGAGAAGAACUUUCAGCACAUGGGUACCCGUUAUAUAGAGCUCAUGGAAGCUCGCCCCCAGGACAUUGAGAUGGCUUUCGGUGGCUGGAAAGGUGGUUAUGGAGCGAGAGCUGCUCCAUAUUGA